AGCCGAGGCUCCUCGCCGCCGCUGCGAGGUGGCGGGAGCCUCGGCUCCUCGCCGCCGCUGAGCAGGAACUAAAGUCCCAGAUUUAAUAAGAAACAAUGGGAGGUCACAGGCUGCUGACCUCGGACCCGGGCCGCCCCCCGCUGGCCGCCGUUAUUAACGCGCCUCUGUGGGGCCGGGGUAAGGUGAAGAGUCCGGACGGAGCCUUUUGUGCUUCGCCGUGACCUUUUUUAACCUCUGCUGAUUAGCGCUGACAAUAAGGACAAGCCCCGCCCCUCAUGACUCCGGACGCCACACAAAGCCUCCCCUGUUAGUCGGGGGAGGGGCCGACAUCGCCGAUCCAUCAAAGCCGUGUUGACUGAGACCACACACUCCCCACACGCUGAGGUUCCGGAGAGUGCCAAACAUGAGGCCAGGGGGCCUCAUGUGGCCCCCUGGUGGGUCCAGGUGGCCAUGUUCACUGGGUCUUCAGAGACGGGGGGGGGGGGGGGGGUCAUGACUGUGGCAGCAGCAGGAAGCGAGGUCGGACCCGCUGCCGUCAAACACCUUUCAAAGGAGCGCCCCCUGUGCACAAGGCUCCUCCCUGCGACUCAUGAAGCUGAGCCCAAAUGUAGCAGAUGUGGUCAUGAGCGGCCAGCGGGGGGCAGCAGAGUGCUUGCACUGCAACAAAGAUGGCGACCAGAGGGAGGCGAACUGACCCGGAACUGACUGGAUCAUCCGCACCCUGUGGGACCCGAGUCUCAUGAGGAAACGCCAGGUGUCCGAGUCACGACCACCUCAUUUAAAGCUUUUUGCGACACAAGGUCACUGUCUGAAGGCAACAUGCUAGCUGUUAGCCUUGCUAGCUGAAUCGAGCUGGCCACUGAUGGCGACCUCCAUGACGAAGAAGAGAGAAAAGGGUUUUGUUCUUUUUUUCCACGUGGUGAAAGCAGCGGCCCCGAAUCUCCAGUUGUGUAGUCCGAUGUGUGUAGGCCGGCGUGACUAGCAUGACGUGUGUCUCAGGACGUGACGAGCCUGACAUGUGUAGCACGACGUGAUUAGUGCGACGUGUGUCGUGUCACGCGUUUAGCGCGACGUGUGUAGCGCGACGUGAUUAGUGCGAUGUGUGUCUCAGGACGUGACUAGCCUGAUGUGUGUAGCACGAUGUGAUUAGUGCGACGUGUGUAGCGCGACGUGUGUGUCUGAAGUGUGUGUCAGGACGCGAGUAGCCUGAUGUGGGUAGCGCGACACAUGUAGCGCGAUGUGUGUAGUGCGAUGUGUGUGUCAGGACGUGAGUAGCCUGAUAUGUGUAGCGCGACAUGUGUAGCGCGAUGUGUGUGUCAGGACGUGAGUAGCCUGAUAUGUGUAGCGCGACGUGAUUACUGCGGCGUGUGUUGCGUGACACGUGUAGCGCGACAUGUGUAGCGCGAUGUGUGUGUCAGGACGUGAGUAGCCUGAUAUGUGUAGCGCGACAUGAUUACUGCGCCGUGUGUAGCUCGACGUGUGUAGCUCGACGUGUGUAGCGCGACGUGUGUAGCGCGAUGUGUGUCAGGACGUGAGUAGCCUGAUAUGCGUCGCGCGACGUGAUUACUGCGACGUGUGUAGCGCGACGUGUGUAGCAUCAUCAUCUGAUUCGCGUGUUUUUAUUUGCCCGCCACCAUGUCUUGCCGCUCAGAUCAUGAACGGGUGGAGAGUGGGGCAGGGCCCCCCCACCCCCCUCACAUUAGCAUGAGAAAGACCACCACGUCGCCCUUUACGCUUCUUAACUUCAACUUUCCACUUUGCUUCACAAAUCUGCAGAUUGGUGAGUGAGAACUCGGGUUUUGUUCCCCUGCUGGCCAGGAAAUAUGGUCAGCUGUCAUACCCGGGUCUGCGCCCCCCCCCCCUCUAAUUUAGCAGCUCCGGAGGCUUUUCCAGUGAAAUGGACUGUUCAUUAUUGAGAGCGGUUUUUACGGAGCAGGCUGUGAGGUGCACUUUAAUGAGUCCCGGCACAAAGCUCCCUUUCAGCACCGCCCGAAGAAUGGGGCCUAUUUAGACGCCGCGGGGCUUUAUGUCAAAGGCAGCCCAUAAUAGUUGUCAGGCCGGGGCAGAAAUUCCCACUGGCCUGGGAAUGCUCCCCAGAUCUGCUGGUGCCGUGAGCAGAUGAAGAUGCCACCACACGGUGGCCAGGGUCGGGCCGCGGCGUCCCCCUCCCCAGGACCCUGGGCAGGCCAGCGCAGACGGCCACUGCUGCGGCAACAGCUGGCAACGUCCGGAAACCUUCCGCUGGCUUUCCUCCUGGAGGUCGUGACCUUCACGUUGGUCAGGAGUGAGUGAGUGAGCGAGCGGUUCUCCGCCAGGCAGGCGCUUGUGCGAGGCGUUGGGAGGAGGCUCAGCCUCAGAGGCUUUGUCCUCCGGCCCAGGGAAGGGUUAACCUGCCCCUCCUCCGCCGUGACGUCAGCCACCCGCCGGCCCCCUGAAAGAUCCCCCUCCUCGGCCACAGCCUCACUUGUGCUGCGGGAAGUUUGCCGCAGCUGGUGCCGGGAGCGGCGAGCGCCGUGGUUGAGGUGGGCGCCGGGGGUGUGGCCUGCGGCGGUGCCGAGAGUGAUGGCUCUUCAGACCGCGAUCAUGAACCCCCAGUUCAUGAGCUUCUGCUUCCCCGCCGCCGUGAUGGAGCUGGAGGUGGAGAAAGGUCUGGAGAGGAGCCUGCUGGCCGAGGCCGACCAGGACUUCAGGGAGAGCACCCGGGACCUGCUGAGCUUCAUGGACUCGGCCUCCAGCAACAUCAAGCUGGCCCUGGACAAGCCGGCCAAGUCCAAGAGGAAGGUCAACCACCGCAAGUACCUGCAGAAGCAGAUCAAGCGCUGCUCGGGCAUGGUGGCCCCCUGCGAGGCCCCGGCCAAGAGGCCCGCCCCCGCGCCGCCCAGGCCGCUCCUGAAGCGAGACGGCGUCCAGGCCAGCCUGCAGACCAGGAGCCUGGCCGCCCUCUUCAGCCCGGGGAGCGAGGCCAGGGGGGCCAAGAAGCCCCCGCUCCGGCACCGCAACCUGCCGCCGUCCUUCUUCACCGAGCCGGCGCUGGGCUCCGGGGUCAGCUCCACCUCGGGAAUGACUCUCAAGGACUUGGAGCGCGGGAACCCGGAGGCGGCCGACUUCUUGGAGCUGCUGGGACCCGACUACAGCAGCGUGCUGUCGGAGCAGGACCCGUACCAGCGAGUCCCGGCCGACCUGGGGGGUCUGGAGCACCCGGCCUACGAGGAGCCCUGGACUAGCUGCUCCCGGAGACUGAGCCAGGCUUCGCGCUGCGCUCCCGGCCAGGUCUUCAGCUCUGGAGUCGCCGAGGACAACCCCCUGUGCACGCUGAGCUUCGCCACCCUGUUUGCGGACUGCUCGCUCCCGCAGGCGACCUACGACCCCAGCGGCGGCGGCGGCAGCGGCUACUCGUCUCUGUGA
Molecule: messenger RNA, 3405 nt
Organism: Synchiropus splendidus (mandarinfish)
Lineage: Eukaryota; Metazoa; Chordata; Actinopteri; Syngnathiformes; Callionymidae
Product: protein FAM181B
Exons: 1
Coding region: 2563-3405 (280 amino acids)
Source: RefSeq, a predicted model, not a curated record